Molecule: messenger RNA, 6222 nt
Organism: Vigna unguiculata (cowpea)
Lineage: Eukaryota; Viridiplantae; Streptophyta; Magnoliopsida; Fabales; Fabaceae
Product: alpha/beta-Hydrolases superfamily protein
Biological process (GO): CAAX-box protein processing; lipid metabolic process
Cellular component (GO): membrane
Molecular function (GO): monoacylglycerol lipase activity; metalloendopeptidase activity; short-chain carboxylesterase activity
Source: RefSeq, a predicted model, not a curated record
AAUUUUUCUAAAGAAGUGCAUGUGUUAUCUUUAUCAUGAAAUAAAAUUUAAAAAUGGAGCAAUCUAGGAGAUAGCAACUGAUAGGUAACGGCGGUGGAAUAAACACACUAUCCGACAACACAAUUUCAACCGUUGAACCCUCCGUUGCGGCGCCGCUCACCGGAAUGAACCAUAUGUAAUCAAAAUUCUCCUCGUUCAAUAAAAUACACUAUACCAUGACCGUCACCGGAACUACAUGAUAUAUGUGUUACGUUCCCAUUUCAUCAUUAAUGAUUAUUACUAUUACUAGUUAAUGAUGGUGGUGCUUGCGGUUACUUCGUUGGUACCCGCGAAACCCUUUCCACGGCGCGCGUUUCGCGUGUACAGGCGCAGAAGGCUCAAAAUCAAUUCCUCGCUUCCGCCUUCACCCGCUCCUUUCGAGAAUCUCUUCCGCAGCUUAAUCGCGCACUAUCCCUCCGUGAAUUCGCUGGAUUUGAUAACUCCCGCUCUUGGCUUCGCUUCCGGCGCCGCGCUCUUCUUCUCCUCGCGCGCCAAAUCCAUCGCCGGCGGUGGUCACCGUUCUUCCCUCUCCGACCUCGGCGAGUGGAUCCUCUUCGCGGCCCCGACUCCGUUCAACCGCUUCGUGCUGCUGCGGUGCCCGUCGUUGGUGUUCGAGGGGAGCGACGCGACUGAGAGGCACUACGUGAGGGGGAGGAUUGAGGUGCGGAAGGGGAGAGAGAGGGAGGGUUUGGUGGAGGAGCUGAGGUAUCAGAGAGUGUGUGUGAGUGGUGCUGAUGGAGGUGUGGUUUCGUUGGAUUGGCCUGAUAACUUGGACUUGGAAGAGGAGCGUGGAUUGGACUCCACUCUCUUGCUUGUUCCCGGUACACCGCAGGGUAGUAUGGACGCCGACGUUAGGUUGUUUGUGGUGGAAGCUCUGAAGAGGGGCUACUUCCCUGUUGUCAUGAAUCCCAGAGGAUGCGCCGCUUCUCCUCUCACCACUCCCCGGUUAUUUACAGCCGCUGACAGUGAUGAUAUCUGCACAUCUCUAACGUAUAUCAGCAAUGCAAGACCGUGGACAACCUUGAUGGGUGUUGGCUGGGGAUAUGGUGCAAACAUGCUAACAAAAUACCUUGCUGAGGUUGGAGAAAGCACACCAUUGACAGCUGCCACAUGUAUAGACAAUCCUUUUGAUUUAGAUGAAGCUACAAGGUCCUCUCCUUAUCAUAUUGUUACCGAUCAGAAGCUCACUAAUGGACUGAUAGAUAUUCUACAAACCAAUAAGGCACUAUUCCAAGGCAAAACCAAAGGUUUUGAUGUUGAAAAAGCUCUUUUGUCAAAGUCUGUACGUGAUUUUGAAGAAGCAAUAUCUAUGGUAUCUUUUGGGUUUGAGGCUAUAGAAGAUUUUUAUUCAAAAUCCAGUACAAGAAAUAUGAUCAGGGAUGUUAAAAUCCCUGUUCUCUUUAUACAGAGUGAUAAUGGGAUGGUUCCCAUAUUCUCAGUUCCAAGGAACCUGAUUGCUGAAAAUCCAUUCACAAGUCUGCUCCUAUGUUCUUGUUUGGUGCCUAGUGUUACGGAUACUGACAUGUCUGCUUUGUCAUGGUGCCAGCUUCUAACAAUUGAGUGGCUUACAGCAGUAGAGUUGGGACUCUUGAAGGGCCGUCAUCCUCUUCUGACAGAUAUAGAUGUUACCAUAAAUCCUUCUAAAGGACUAGUUGUUGUAGAGGAAAUAAGGUCAAACAAGGAUGCUGAAGUUGGCAAACUGUUGAAUCUUACUCGGUCAGAUGCAUUUAAUGGAUACUCUAUUGAUCCCAGUAGUGACUUGCUUGAAGAAAAUAAGAAUAACACUGGCCUCCAAUUUAGGUCCCAACAACGUCUACAACGGAACUUUGAGCAGGAUGAUAUGAGCUUACAGGUAAAAGAUGGUCCAUCACAGCAGACUAGCUCCAGUGAAGCAGAUUUGAUUGAAGAGCAGAAUGUUGUCUCAGCAGAUAAUGUUCAAGUUCUACAGACAGCACAAGUGGUAAUAAAUAUGCUGGAUGUUACCAUGCCUGGUACUCUAACAGAAGAGAGGAAGAAAAAGGUAUUAACUGCUGUGGGUCAAGGACAGACACUUAUGAAAGCUUUACAGGAUGCUGUUCCAGAAGAUGUCCGUGGAAAGUUGACAGAUGCAGUGAGUGGAAUUUUGCAUGUAAAGGGCUCUAACUUGAAGGUAGAUAGAAUUGUGAAUGUUUCUCAGUCUCCUGAACCAUUACAAGGGCAAAAGAACCAAGAAAAAUCCGGAGUAUUAGAUGCAGAAGUUAUGGCUGAAGACCAGCCCUCUGUGAAUCAGAUGAAAAAAGCUAGUCCUAUGGAUGGCUCUGAUAAUGCUCCAGGUAGCAUUGGCGAGCUUGCUGAAGGAACAGAAACAGAAGUUAUUCCCAUAGAGACACCAAAUUCUACAAAUUUAGCCCAGUCUCAAGCAUUAAAUGAUGAAGUUGGUUCUUCCAGUUCUACCAGGAAAGAAAAUGAGUCUAAUGACAAUAAUGACCCAAAUGAGGAAUUGAAAGGAAAAGCUGUUCCUAUUGUUGAUUGUAGCAAGAACGAAUUUGAAACAGGUUCUACACUUUACAAUCCUGGCCAUCCUGAUGGAGCUGGUGGCUUUCAAUCAGCAUCUGUGGGCGAGCAGAAUAGCCAAGACAGUGGAAUCGCUCAAAUAGACCUAAAGGAUGAACAGAAAAAUCAGGGUUUUUCUAUGAAUCAUAAUAAAAAUACUUCAACUGACUCAAAAGAACCACCCUUUUCACCUUCUAUGUCGGGGGAAAAUAAUUCCCUGGAGGAUGAACAGAAAAAUCAGGACUUUUCUAUCAAUCAUAGUAAAAAUACUUCAACUGACGCAAAAGAAGAACCCCUUUCACCUUCUAUGUCCUCUGAGGUCCCAGCAAUGGAAAGAAAAGGUAAUGACAACGAGAAAAAUAAUAACAAGAAUGCACAUGUUGCACCUCAGACCAACUCCAAUAAUUUAGAUUCUAGUGCCCCGGCCUUCAGUGUUUCUCAAGCAUUAGAUGCCUUGGCCGGGAUAGAUGAUUCCACCCAAGUGGCUGUUAAUAGUGUUUUUGGUGUGAUAGAAAAUAUGAUAUCUCAGCUUGAGCAGAGUUCAGAGAAUGAAGAAGUCAAGGAUGGAAAAGAUGUUGAACACAAGAUAGAAGAAAAACAAAAGACUAAUAGCCAAAGAAAGGAUUCCAACACAUCUGCUGAUCCUUCAGUAGAUGAUCACCAUAAUGAAAUGUACUUGAAUAAUGGUUCUUGUCAUACAGAGGAACAACAACCUCAAAAUGUCAGUGAAAUUAGUGGGAACGGUGUAUUUGAUUCUCACAGUUGUAAGUCUAACCUGCACCUAGUCCAAAAGGAAAGUAACAGACAUACUCAACUGGUUAACAAAAGAUUACUUAUUGAUAAAUGGGCUGGACCCAGACAGGUGGGUAGGGUGCCAGAGUUCCUAGCUGCAGGUUCAUACGGGGGCUCUCCUUACAAUGAAAACCUCAGCAAAUAUCUAGUUUCAAAGAUUCCUAUCAAACCACUUGAUUUAAACACGACGACUGCAUUACUACUAGAUUAUUUUCCAGAGGAAGGUCAAUGGAAACUCUUUGAACAACCACAAAACGUGGGCAUUGCUUCUUCUAAUACUGAAACUGGUGAGGAGGCUGGGCCCAAGUUGAAGGCUCCCCCAUCUUCAAAAUCUUCUAAUGCAGAGCAUUAUAUUGAACAACCAUAUGUAAUAUUAGAUUCUGAAAAGCAACAAGAACCUGUCAAAGAGUUCAUUACAACAGAUACUGAGAACAGAGUCACAGAUACCAGUGUUGAUAGGUCAGAUGAAUUGAUACAAUUUGUGAAAAAGAAGGUAUUACAUUCUUUAAAGAGAGAAGUUGGUCGCAAGCUGAAUGCUGCAGAAAUGAUAGAAAUGAAGUCAGAUCUUGCUGAAGAUCUGGAACAUGUGGCAAAUACAAUUUCACAGGCUGCUCUUCAUUGCAUGGUGCAACAACUAGAUACUGAAAGUCAAAGUCUAAAUGUUGAGGGUGCUAUAGAAAAGGUUGGUACUCUUGACGGGGAGCAUAUUGUUAGCGUAAUUUCAUCCUCUGUUCAGAAAACAAACUGUCUGAGAAAAGUUGUUCCUCUUGGUGUUAUUGUUGGGUCCAUCUUAGCUUCCUUGAGGAAAUAUUUUGAUGUAACUACACUUCAUGAUGAUCAGAGAAGAUCUCUGAUCCAUGAAGAUGGGGGAAAACCUAGCAAAAAGAGCCAUGGCAUUGGAGGUGCAACAGGGAUAGAUGGAGAACUUGAAGAGAAAACUAGUUUGGACCAUCCUAUUCAGACAGUGACAGUAGAUGUAGAAAGUGCAUCGGCAGAUACAAGCAAAAAUACUGUCAUGGUUGGUGCUGUUACUGCUGCUCUUGGGGCUUCUGCUUUACUUAUGCAACAGAAGGAUUUCCAACAAGAAAAUGUAACUGCUGAAAGCUCAGCUUUGAAAAUGGAAAAUCCCCAUCAAAAGGAGCCAGAUCAGCUUCAGGAGGAAGUCUUUGAGAAGAACCAGAAUAACAUAGUCACAAGCCUUGCUGAGAAAGCCAUGUCAGUUGCUGGUCCAGUUGUACCUACUAAAGAAGAUGGUGAAGUGGAUCAAGAAAGACUGGUUGCGAUGCUAGCUGAUUUAGGACAGAGAGGUGGAUUGUUGAGGCUUGUUGGAAAGAUUGCUUUGCUGUGGGGUGGUAUACGUGGAGCAAUGAGUUUGACAGACAGGCUUAUCUCAUUCUUACGUAUUGCUGAACGCCCUUUAUUUCAGAGGAUUUUUGGGUUUGUUGGCAUGAUCCUUGUUCUGUGGUCUCCUGUUGCCAUUCCAUUACUUCCAACAAUUGUUCAGAGCUGGACCACAAAGACUUCAUCCAAAAUAGCUGAGUUUGCUUGCAUUGCCGGCCUGUACACUGCUAUAGUGAUACUUGUUAUGUUAUGGGGGAAAAGAAUCCGUGGAUAUGAAAAUGCAUUUGAGCAGUAUGGGCUGAACUUGGAAUCACCACAAAAGCUAUUUGAGUUCUUGAAAGGUUUGGUUGGUGGAGCCAUCUUCAUUUUUUCAAUCCAUGCUGUGAAUGCAUCUCUUGGUUUUGCAAGUUUCUCUUGGCCUCAUAUUCCAACAUCUUUAGAUUCCCUAACUCGGCUAAAAGUGUAUGGACAUAUGGGUCUGGUAGUUGUUCAAGGAACUGUGAUGGCAACUACUAUUGCACUGGUGGAAGAAUUGCUUUUUAGAUCAUGGUUGCCCCAGGAAAUUUCAGUUGAUCUUGGAUACCAUCAUGGAAUUAUCAUUUCAGGGAUGGCAUUUUCUUUCUUGCAGAGGUCUCUACAAUCAAUACCAGGACUUUGGCUUUUAGCUUUGUCUUUGUCAGGUGCCCGACAGAGAAACGGAGGUAGCCUCUUCAUCCCCAUCGGGCUACGCACAGGAAUGACGGCAUCCACUUAUGUGCUGCAAAAUGGUGGUUUUUUAACAUAUCAUAAUAACUGCAACCUUCCUCUCUGGAUAAUAGGGAGUCCUUUUCAACCGUUUAGUGGUUUAGUUGGUUUGGUAUUUUCUUUAUCAUUGGCUAUACUUCUCUACCCCAGACACACUUUACAAAGAAAGGAAGCUCAGGAAUAGGUAAAGAAUUUAGAAGUAAUAUCACUACAAUUUUGAAUUUGGCGAUGCUAUCGUGUUAAUAUGCCAAAAUUGGAGGUGGCCAAUGGCCAUUUUCGAUUGUACUAUAUCUGUACUGUUAACUGGAGAGUAAAGAAUGAGAAGACAGCAAUUGACGGCCAACAAAGAAAGAUAAAACUUAGGAACCUUAAAAGCUUCAAUUCUGAGUACCGUGUAAAACUCUCAUGUGGAACCUAGUGGCAGGCACCAAUCAUGAUGUGGGUUUUAGAUUUAUAGAUUAUAGGUAUAAUGUAGAAGAUGAAAGUAGAAAAGCUACAAGUUUGUACAUAUGUUUUGUGUUAUAUUUUGUAGUCCAUCAUCCAAUCAAAGUGUACAGUAGGUUUAGUGUAAGUUUUGGUAGUUGUAUCACUAUUUUAUCACAACACAAUAUGAUGCACAGGAAUUAGGAUAUAUAUAGAUAGCUCGGGUAGAUAUAAGUGCUGUUUUCGUUUUCUUUCUCCUAUGUCUGCCAUUUUCAAUGGCAUAUUCAUAUUGUAAUACUUGUAUCCAAUGAUUUUGCGAAAAAAUUUAAAUGUAUCCUUGUCAUAAUAUCA